UCACUCUCUUGAACUGCAGGUCGCUCGUUUUCCUCGUCCUCGACGCCGCUUCCCCGCUUGCAACGAGACUUCCAUCCAACAGAGAGUCUUGAACCGACUCUCUCUCACAUUCCUUUGGAACUGCCAACCAGCAAUAACAGUUUUACCCCGGGGUUAGGGUGCGAUUCCGUGCAAAGGGCCCGGGCGUCUCCUUCGAUUUAUCCACCCUCCCGUUCCAUCAACAGCUCUUGCUGAUCGGUUUCGAAACCAGAGGGGAGGUGGACUCGCGACUGGCGGAGCCGGUUCGAACAUUGACGCGAACGACCCUCUCGAUCGACUGCUGCGCUCCAAAAGAUCGGUAAGAUGAAGGGAAUCAUCAAGAGUGCCGUGGCGGCCGCCGUCGUUGUCGGCGUCGCCGCCCAACCUCACAAUCAUGGCCACCGCCAUCUCCACGCCAAGAACCAUGCCCGUUCUCCUGUCGAGAAGCGCGAUACCGUGAUCGUCACCAAAGUUGUCGAGGGCCCCACUGUGGUCGUGUAUGAGUUGGACGGCCAGCGGGUCGAUGCUGCGCAGGCGGAAGACGGCAUCUCGAAGGGUCUGUAUGUCGUCAUGGGCUCGUCGCAGCCCACUUUCAGCGCCCCUCCUCCAGCCGUGACCACCUCGAAGGCCAGCACCGACCUCGGCGGCGAGUUCUUCGAGAAGGCGACGACCACGACCAGCACGUCGACUACGCCGACGACCACGUCGACCCCUACACCGAAGAAGUCGACCUCGGCCGCGCCGCAACCCGUGGCCACCGGCAUCAAUGUGGACUUCCCCAGCGGCAAGGUGAAGUGCGACAAAGUGCCGACCGAGUAUGGCGCCAUCGAGGUCCCCUGGGUUGGCACCAACGGCUGGACGACGCUCGCCAACAUCGGCACGUGGAUCAAAGGCGUCGCGAUCAGCAAGAUCGAGUCCCCGACCUCGGGAACUUGCGAGCCUAACAUGAUGUGCUCGUACGCCUGCCCGCCGGGCUACGAGAAGUCGCAGUGGCCCGAGGAGCAGGGCGCUAGUGGCCAGUCCGUCGGCGGGUUGUGGUGCAACGCGGACGGGUACCUGGAGCUGACCCGACCCUCCCACCCCAAGAUCUGCGAGCCGGGUGCUGGUGGCGUGUACGUCCGGAACGAGCUCUCGGGCAACGCGGCCGUGUGCCGGACUGACUACCCUGGCAACGAGGCCAUGGUGAUUCCGCUCGACACGUCGCCGGGCAACACGUACCCCCUGACCAACCCGGAUUCCUCGACGUACUACGUGUGGGAGGGCAAGCCGACGACUGCUCAGUACUAUGUCAACAACAUGGGCGUUGCGGUCGAGGAUGCCUGCGUCUGGAACAGCGGCCCGUACCCGACGUCGGCCGGCAACUGGGCUCCGACCAACAUCGGUGUGGGCAAGAGCAGCGACGGCAUCACUUACAUCUCCAUCUUCCCCAACUCGCCCACCAGCACCGCCGUCCUCAACUUCGAUAUCGAGAUCACGGGCGAUAUCUCGGGCACGUGCUCCCUCAAGAAGGGCGUGUACUCGGGCAACAACGGCUGCACGGUCGGGAUGAAGCCAGGCGGCACAGCCACCAUCGUGUUCAAGAACAGCUCUUGAUCGUUGAAGGACGGCCUUGGCGGCGGCGGCGGUGGCAAUGGAUGCUGUGUCCUUUUUCCUUCUUCAUCGCUGCUGGCCCACGGUGACGGCCAGUGCUGGUUCGAUAGGUGCUUUGUUAAUGGCCUUCUGAGCUGCUGCUGUUCUUCCCGUAGGCAGUGAGAAGGGUUGGUGGAUUUAGUCGCAUAGGUAUUUCUUUUUCCCUUAGUGUGCGAAAUGUCUAUAUCUGCAGUUUCGUAAAGGAGAUGCUGGGUUGCCGUUGCGUUAUAUAUACCACCUGAGUCGCAUUUCGCUCUGCAGGAUUCGCGGUUGGAGUCCGAGGCAACGGGACCAGCGCUAGUUAUCACGGAUGGACGACCGCAAAUGCGAGGAAGAUUCUGUUUCCGAGUGCGAGCUCACGGGGGGCGGGGCCGUUGAUUACGGAGAUCGCUUCCCGGCCUUUUCUUGCAUCUAGAUGCUGAUGGCUUCGCGUCGAUAUUCAUCUUUUUCUCGUCUCUCUUGGCGUCUUGGGAAUCUGAAUUAUGCGUUGACAGGAGCUCACCGUCUCCACCUGCCGUUGCGAGUGGUUGAUGUGUCGUUGGCGGUUCUGACUGCUGUUCUGAGGUCUUGAGGGACGAGGGCGCGCAGCAAUCUUGUAUAACAGGUAUCUGUGCUGACGAAAUACAUUUUGGUGUCUGAG
Thermothielavioides terrestris NRRL 8126 is the source of this 2287-nucleotide messenger RNA. RefSeq lists its product as uncharacterized. Gene Ontology annotation, cellular component: fungal-type cell wall; cell surface. Lineage: Eukaryota; Fungi; Ascomycota; Sordariomycetes; Sordariales; Chaetomiaceae. The transcript has 3 exons. The coding region runs from base 343 to 1611 and encodes 422 amino acids. Gene Ontology annotation, biological process: fungal-type cell wall organization. The record is from RefSeq and is a predicted model, not a curated record.